AAAACCUGUAGGCUACAAGUCUUGUUUGUCAAACCAAGGAGCAGAAUUCACAGAUCACUGCACAAGAGAAAACUAUACCAAUUUUGAGAGAGAGCCAACGAGGAAAAAUCAAACUUACACGCGUGAUGCCCACGCUUGGAUCUUUAGCAUUUGAUGACUUUAUGCAAAUUUGCCUUUUGUGAUGUGAUCAGUUCAUUCAUUGAUUCAUUCAUUCAUUUGAAGCUUUUAACGUGAAAAGCGGCUGGUCUGUUUGAAAGCAGAAAAUUUUUUCUCCCUUCACAAAUCUCAAGGUGCUCGCUCAAUCGCUAGACUCUGUUGCGAGAUGUUUUUUGACGAGAGACUACGUGGACCUCAACCUAUAGAUUCCUCUGCUCAUCAAGAUCUCAUCGCCGCAGAAGACCUUUACAGCCCGGCUUUUCCGAUCGACGACUUGUGGAAGAAAUUCACGCUUCCAACGCCACCCUAUUCUCCAGAGAACUACUUACCCCAGACUAAGCGCAACUUUGUUAUUCCACCAAGAAGGAAUGGCCUUCAAGUCGUUCCCGAACCGGAAGAUCUGUCGUCGGACCUACCCUUGGUUUUGUCCGACGCAGAGAUGGAACGCCUGACCUGUAGCACAAUAGAUGACGAAUAUAUUUGGCCGGCUGGUGAGAACGACUUCGAUAGAGUUGAAUCGCAGAGGUUUCAGGGGAAUCGAGUAGUUCAUUCGGCGGCAUGCGUCAACGAACCAAGCGCUGAAAUGGCGACUGAACAUCAAAUGAUGCGAGAUUUGUCUCCAUUUGUCACUGCGAUUCCAAGUCAAGAUUCCGCGCUUGGUCUACCGCAGGUUGAGAGAUGGCACUCGCAGUUCUCUGUGGAAAAUCCGGCAUUGAGACUAAAUCAACCCCCAAGCGAGGAAUUUGUAACUCAUCGGCUCGACUGCACGGUAUCGAAGAAACCGCGCAAAUCUCGAAGAUCAAGUCGCCAAGAUUCACCGCCAAUGGAGGGCGAUGACUCUGAAGACAACGAAACAAGCAGAGCAACUCAUAAUGUCUUAGAACGACAGAGAAGGGAGGAUUUAAAGUGUCGUUUUCAAUUUCUUAGGGACAGCAUACCAGAGCUCGAAGAUAAUGAUAGAGCAUCUAAAGUUUUAAUCUUAAAAAAAGCGCGGGAAUACGUACAUCAGUUAUUCUUAGAAGAGGAACGUUUACUUGCUGAUAAAGAGUUAGAGCGGCAGAGGAGACUGAUUCUCCUUGACCGCCUUACUUGUUUACGGCAAGGUUAUGGUGUAAUGUAGAGGAUUUCAAGGUUAACUUCUGUUAACUGUAAACUUUAGGCCACAGUUUUUUUUUAAGAAGAAUUAUUCUACAAGUCGAGGAAAAAAAAUCGCAUUUUGUUCAUUCAUGAAAUAGGAUUUUUGUAUGCUACAGUUUAAUGUUGCCAUUUGCCGUGCAACGGAUGUCAAAAGUUAAUACUCAGAUUAAUUCGCGUUUUAUAACUACAGAAUUAACUUGAUUGAUAUAAAUAUAUUAUAUAGCCAUUCACAGCCAAGGUAUUAAAUUAUUAAGCAGGAGUAGAAUUCUGGGGUUAAAAUAUCUCUAGUCUUUGAUACUCUUGCAGAGGCAAAUCCAAACUCGAACAUUAUAACAUUUCAAUCGAUAAAACGGUUUCAAACUUCACCUCUAAGUCAAUUUUUAAAUUAAAUUGUGUAACUUUGUUUUCCAUUUUUGCUAGUCAACGUAUUACUCAAAGUAAUUUUUCACAUAAAAAUUUCCAGUAAAUUUAAGAGACUCUGAUUUUACAGCAAAGUCAUCUUAGAAACUGAACUUGAUAUCUCAGGAUAUUUUGUUUUCAAGUAAAAUCUGCAACGAGUAUAAACUGAAAAAAAAAUACAAACAGAACACAAACAGUCGUUCGUUUUUCAAGCAACAUAUCCUAACAUGGAAAAUUCAGGAACGGCGCGGAUCAUAAACAUAAGUUUCUCCGUCAAUAUCUGAAGUUUAGCCAUGUUAAAACUUCUGUGAGAAAGCUUUCGUUUUUGCUCGCAAUCAAAUGCCACGUAAAUUCAGUUUUGAGAAGUUCUAAAAGAGUUUCUCCAUAUUUGUACAAAGGAAUUACGACAAACUAUUGCUGUGAACAGCGAAAAAUGUAUGAAGAUAUUUUUUGUCGAAGUCAGUGGUGGUUAGUUUCAUGUCUCACGGAGGUUUCAGGUUAUUCAGCUUAACUAGCAUGUAAUCUGUACAUGAAACAAUUUUUGUAAUGAAAACGUUUAUGCCUUGAAAAAUAAAUAGGCUUGGAAA
Molecule: messenger RNA, 2279 nt
Organism: Pocillopora verrucosa
Lineage: Eukaryota; Metazoa; Cnidaria; Anthozoa; Scleractinia; Pocilloporidae
Product: N-myc proto-oncogene protein
Biological process (GO): regulation of transcription by RNA polymerase II
Molecular function (GO): DNA-binding transcription factor activity, RNA polymerase II-specific; RNA polymerase II cis-regulatory region sequence-specific DNA binding; protein dimerization activity
Source: RefSeq, a predicted model, not a curated record